CGACGCUCGCCGGUUCGGUUCGAUUCCGAUUCCGAUCCGAUACAACGUUCCCUCUAAGUGAACGAGUUGAAAUUGAAAAGCAGCCACAGCCAAAGAGAAGCGGCAUAAAAAAAUGUCGGAGUCGGAGACCAUCUGUCACAAGUGCAAUGAAGUCAUCCACCAGCGCAUCAUUACGGCUCUGGGGAAGACCUGGCAUCCGGAGCACUUUGCCUGCAAGGAUUGCCAGCGUCCCAUUACCGAGUCCACCUUCAAUAUUCAAAAUGAUGAGCCGGUCUGCACCGAUUGUUUCGUAAAGAAUUACUCAGGAACCUGCUUUGGUUGCAAGAAGCCCAUUCUGGAGCGCACCAUCAAGGCCAUGGAGAAGUCCUGGCACGAGGAGUGCUUCGUCUGCAAUGGUCCCUGCAAGAAGCCACUGGUGGGCACCUCCUUUUAUGAGCGUGAUGGACAUCCCUACUGCCGCGUGGACUUUGAGCAACUCUUUGCCGCCCGCUGUGCCGGCUGCAGUCAGCCAAUUACGGAGAAUGCCAUUGUGGCCCUCAAUGCCAAGUGGCAUCGUGAAUGCUUCAAGUGCAAGAAAUGCGCCACUCCCAUUACGGCCAGCACCUUUGCCGUGGAGGAGAACAAGCCGAUGUGCACAUCCUGCGCCGAAUAGGGGUUGACCUACGACCCAACCCCCGUUCGCAUCGAUAUCUAAAUGUAUAUUUUAUCUAUUAUUAUGGUAUUUGUAGUAAUCAUAAUUUGUUGAGCAAUACGCGAGAGUAGGACGCAAAAACAGAACGGCACACAGACGGACUCAAGGUCUCGUAGAUUUUCCCCAGCCCACAGUCCACUCAAAAAAGCUUUAAAUGAAAGGAAAAUUCUAAAAGAAAAAAUCUUGGAGAGAGAAUGAAGAAAAUUCGGAUGGACAUGGAACAUGGAAAAUGCAUUCACAUGCGAUGGAGCUGAACGGCAAGGGGGGAUUGGAUGUUGUUAAUGCUUAAAUUAAUUGUAUUUCUACUUAGCCGAUAUGCACUAUGCAUUUUGCUGUCUCACCCAAUCUUUCUCCCACACCUCUUCCCCCCAACCCCAGCAACAUAUCUGUCUCUCUCCCGAUUCUCCAAUUCUCGAUUCUCUAUUCUCGAUACGCGACUUUUGACCUCGUUCUGCACAAAGUAUCUGAUAAUUGAAAUAUAUAAAUACAAGUAAUCCCUUGAA
Molecule: messenger RNA, 1194 nt
Organism: Drosophila serrata
Lineage: Eukaryota; Metazoa; Arthropoda; Insecta; Diptera; Drosophilidae
Product: transforming growth factor beta-1-induced transcript 1 protein
Cellular component (GO): Z disc; nucleus
Molecular function (GO): transcription coregulator activity
Source: RefSeq, a predicted model, not a curated record